Galeopterus variegatus (Sunda flying lemur) is the source of this 2728-nucleotide messenger RNA. RefSeq names its product ecotropic viral integration site 5 protein homolog. Bases 32 to 1378 code for a protein of 448 amino acids. The transcript is spliced from 11 exons. The record is from RefSeq and is a predicted model, not a curated record. Lineage: Eukaryota; Metazoa; Chordata; Mammalia; Dermoptera; Cynocephalidae.
GAAGGAAUAUACUACAAUAAAAACUAAAGAAAUGGAAGAGCAAGUUGAAAUUAAAAGGUUACGCACAGAAAAUAGACUUUUAAAACAGCGCAUUGAAACAUUAGAAAAAGAAAGUGCUUCCUUGGCAGAUAGAUUGAUACAGGGACAAGUGACAAGAGCCCAGGAGGCUGAGGAAAACUACCUCAUAAAACGGGAGUUGGCCACCAUCAAACAGCAGAGUGAUGAGGCCAGUGCUAAGCUGGAGCAAGCUGAAAAUACCAUCAGGAAGCUCCAGCACCAACAACAAUGGCAUAAAUGCAGUUCCAACUACAACGAAGAUUUUGUGCUACAGCUAGAGAAGGAACUGGUCCAAGCCCGACUGAGUGAAGCUGAGUCUCAGUGCGCCCUAAAGGAGAUGCAAGAUAAACUUCUGGAUAUAGAGAAGAGGAACAACUCCCUUCCUGAUGAGAAUAACAUCGCAAGUCUUCAGGAAGAACUAAUCGCUGUGAAACUGAGAGAAGCAGAAGCUAUUAUGGGUUUGAAAGAACUUAGACAGCAAGUCAAGGAUUUAGAGGAACACUGGCAGCGCCACUUAGCUCGUACUACUGGGAGAUGGAAAGAUCCAACUAAGAAAAAUACUGUGAAUGAAUUACAAGAUGAAUUGAUGACCAUUCGACUUAGAGAAGCUGAAACACAGGCAGAAAUAAGAGAAAUAAAGCAAAGGAUGAUGGAAAUGGAAACACAGAACCAGAUCAAUAGUAACCAUCUUCGAAGAGCAGAACAAGAGGUAAUCAGUCUACAGGGGAAGGUGCAGUAUCUUUCUGCACAGAACAAAGGACUGCUUACUCAAUUAAGUGAAGCAAAGCGCAAACAAGCAGAGAUUGAAUGCAAGAACAAAGAAGAAGUGAUGGCUGUGAGACUUCGGGAAGCAGAUAGCAUAGCUGCUCUGGCUGAAUUACAACAGCACAUUGCUGAGCUUGAAAUUCAGAAAGAAGAAGGAAAGCUUCAAGGACAGCUUAACAAGUCUGAUUCUAACCAGUACAUUAGGGAACUGAAAGAUCAGAUAGCAGAGCUGAAUCAUGAGCUCAGGUGCCUAAAAGGCCAGAGGAGCUUCUCAGGCCAACCUCCUUUUGAUGGAAUCCACAUUGUCAACCAUUUAAUAGGAGAUGAUGAAUCAUUCCAUUCCUCCGAUGAAGAUUUUAUAGAUAAUUCCUUACAGGAAAGUGGCGUUGGUUUUCCUUUGCACAGAAAAUCUGUCCCGAUGUCUUUGGACCCUACUGUGGCAGAUGGUAGUGAGAGUGAAACAGAAGACAGUGUGUUGGAGACCAGAGAGAGUGAUCGAGUAGUUCAAAAGGAGCAGCCCCCAAGAAGAAAAGCGUCGUACUCAACCACUGUCUGACCGUCACUGUGACCUAGGCUGUGGAUUUCUUUAAGGGAUCAGUUAUAUGAUUAGGGAUUUUUGAAAUAUAUCUGUUUCAUAUGUACAUAUAUAUAUAUAUUUUACAAUCCUAUCUGCCUUUUUAUCUUUGCCAAAUCUUCACCACUGACUUAACUGUUGCCAUAAAGUAGAUUGGAAUAUGGUUAAUGGGUAUAAUAAGGUUCUAACAGUAUUACUGAAUAUUAAUGUUUCUUGUUUAAAAACUGCAACCAUAUCUAAUAUGGGAGAACCAUUUUGAAGUUGAAAACUGUGGAAAGUUGAGUUUUCUUCAGACAAAACUGUUCUUGUGCAAUAUUUUAUGCUCAGUGAACAAAUUGUAUAUUUAUGUUUUCAAUUUAUUUUCAAGGUGGCUGUUAUUUGACUAAGAUGUACAUCGAUUACCUUGUGUUUUUGUGUUUUGGGGAUUUUUUUAAAUUAAAAUUACCAUUUUAUUAGUGGGCCACUGAAAGUUCCCAAAUACAAAGCCUUUUUUCUGUAUAAUUUUUAAACACAAAUUAAUGGCUGUUUUGAGAGUUUUAAGUUUUGUUUUCAUUUCUAAUUUUUAUGUACAUAUGAUGCUUCCAUUUGUUGGUUACUGGUCAGAGUAGUAGAUUAACUACCAGUAUAGUGUUUAUUUGUACAUAUUUAUAAAUCUGCAUUACCCAACACUGAACAUCGUUUUAUAUGAGGAACCGUACACGUUGCAAAAUGACUGUUUUCAGCAUUCUAACAGGACUUCUGUAAAUAAUAGGUUAAAGGAAAAUUGAAAAGUAAAACCAAACACUAAUAUUUCAAUAGUUUUAGUAUUUUGCUUAGCAUUCAACACUAGGAGAUUCAUAACUGAUGCCUGUUCAUAGACACUAUUGGUGAAAUCUUUUACUUUGUGUGUAUGUAACUAAUAAAUUUUUCAUGAUUAAAGAGGUUCUAGCACAUACUACUUAGUGCUAAUAUUCUACUUAAUAUAAUUUAAGCAAUGGGCCAAGGUCCAAAAUACAUAGAAAUUAUAUCUGCAAAUAAUCUAUGAACAUUAUCUUCAGAGUCUUUAAUCUAUAGAUAAAGCCAUAAGAAUCCUUUCCUACCAAUUCUCUCUUUUUUUUAUCAUUUAGAUUUUUUUUCCUAGAAAACCGAAUGCCUAUCAUUGGAGGGAAUACCCAAAUUACACUUAUACUAUGGAAAGACAACAGGAAUGUAUUGACUGGAUACUUUCCACUCUCAUUUUUGUUAGCAGCCUAUGAAAAAAAAUAGCCUUGGAGGGUAAGAGGAAAGUAGAAUUCAGUAUGUAUGGAGGUACAAUUUUGCACAGUAUGUUGCAUGCAGAGAAAAAAUUAUGAU